AUAAUGUUUGUCCCCGUGCUCGCGAGGACAGGAGACCAGGCAGUGCUCAGACUGCAGCUGAUAGAUGUGUUGUGAAGUGAUGUAAUGUUGCCUGUUUGGUGAACUACGGAUGGCUGUUUGUGCCAGGCUCUGCGGAGUGGGUCAGUCGCGGAGGUGCAGGAGGCGACAGCGGCAGAACCAGCAGGGCCAGGGUAGCGAUUCCGACAUGGACGAGGAAGAAGAGGAGCGGAUCGUGGGCCAGAAGCAAGCCGAGGUGGGCUGCAGCAGUGGCGGCGUCGGAGGAGGAGGAGGAGGAGGAGGCGGCGGAGGAGGAAGAGGCCCGGAGAGCGGCGACGCCACUGCAGGGCCGAGUGACGCUUGUGAAUAUGGCACCGGUCAUGUCAGAAGAGGCUGCACGGAGCACACGGGACCUCCACACCCGCAAUCGUUAGCGGAUUUACCGCCGGAGCUUUUAGUGGAAAUAUUCUCCUUGCUCCCCGGAACAGCUCUACCAAAUGUCGCCCUCGUCUGCAAGAAAUUCAAACAAAUGCUCAACACCGAAACCAUCUGGAGGAGGCGGUGCAUGGAAGAGUUUGGCAUGAGGGACGAUCUGAGGAAGAUGGAAGUGGGAGGAGUGUGUAGCCGGGACCUCUAUGUUAAACGUGUCAACCCACGGGUGAAGUCUGGGCGCUUUAUGAAGCUCCUCCCGGACUACGAGCACAUGGACUAUAGAGACGUGUACACACACUUGCUUCACCCGUACAGACAUAUUUUGGGCUUAUGGCAGCCUGACAUAGGGCCUUAUGGCGGAUUGCUCAACGUUGUGGUGGACGGGCUUUUCAUCAUUGGCUGGAUGUAUUUGCCACCUCAUGACCCCCGUGUGGAAGAUCCCAUGAGAAGACGUCCACUCUUCCGCAUCCAUUUGUGGGAGAGCCAAAAGGCCACUGUAGAGUGUAUGUACGGACACAAAGGUCCCCACAAAGGAGACAUUCAGACUGUCAAGAAGGAUGAAUUUUCAACCAAAUGUAACCAGACCGAUUAUCACCGCAUGCCAGGAGGCAGACAGGAGGAGUUCAGGACGUGGUUGGAGGAAGAAUGGGGUCGGACACUUGAAGAAAUCUUCCACGAGCACAUGCAGGAGCUCAUUCUGAUGAAGUUUAUUUAUACUAGUCAAUACGAUAACUGCUUGACAUACCGGAGGAUCUACCUGCCUCCUGUGAUGCCCUCUGACCUGCUGCAGCCGGGCCUUUUCAAAGGCACCUAUGGCAGUCACGGCUUGGAGAUUGUCAUGCUCAGUUUCCACGAGACGUCUGCGCGAGCCACCAAGCUCACAGGAGACCCCAAUGUUCCUGCAGGGCAACUCACUUUGGAUGUUGACCUGAGCCGACCUGUGGUCCUCCCCGACUUGGAGCAACAGCGAAACAUAGAGGAACUGUCCCGGCUGGUACUAGGGGUACACGAGGAAGUACAGAGAGAAGCAGAACAACAGGCCAAGGGCACUUCGGCCACAGGCAGAAGUGCAGCAGAGGCGGGCUGUGGUGGUGCCAGUGCAGAAGAAGGGAUGGAGGCAGACCACGGUGUCUGUUUAGACAGCUGUCAGCCUGGCCCCAGCACGACCACCACCACCAGCCCCCCUGAACCCAAGCCCUUCGUUCUGCCCCUGGGGGUUAUGGCUCGCAAUGAGGUGUACCCUCGCACCUGCAGGGAAAGCUUCUAUGGAACAGGCCUGAUCGCUGGGCACGGCUUUACAAGUCCAGAGCGCACCCCGGGGCUCUUUGUGCUGUUUGAUCAGGACCGUUUUGGUUUCAUCUGGCUGGAGUUGAAGUCUUUCAGUCUGUACAGUCGCCUGACGGACCACCUAGCCCAUGCUCACGCCCCAAACAUGGAGCGGUUUGAGGCCAUGCUGCGCAACAUGCAGUCCUGGACAUCCUGAUGCACCACACUUUAAGUCUCCUCCCACAAUACAACGCAUAAUAACAACCAUCAUAAACAAAUCACCUCUGUCCUCCGCUGACAACGUUACUAUUGUGAUAGCAUCAUGACCUUAACUCUCCAGUUUCUAUCUUUAUCUGUUUCACAAACAUUGUGUUUUACUGUCUAAUUAAGCUGGUUUUAUCACCCCAAGCACUUUGAAAGGCCCCCAAGUCACCAUUGAAUCACCUCACCUCAGUAUGACCUUUAUCCUCCAGUGCAGUAUGAGAACAGGUCACAUUGACAUUUUUUUAUUUAUUUAUUUAUUCCCUUCAGGAAAAAAGGAACGAUAUUUCAUACCACUUAUUAUGGAUCAAACUGUACGUGCCUCUGAUUCUAAAACCAUGUCUGUACUUGGUAGUGCUUGAAGAAGAAAAAGGUGUCCAAUGUAUUAUACUAUAUAGUAUUAUACUGAUUUUAGUGCCCAACAUAUUGAACUGCAUGCUGCAUUUUUUUAUGUUAUUACUCAAAUCUAAUCACAUUACACUCAUAACCAUUAUCUGAACAUGAUGUUUUAUUUCCAUUAAGCAGCAUGCCUUGCUUUUUAGGGUUUAUUUUCUUCAUCCAAAUUUACAAAAAAGACAGCAUCUCAGGUGUUUUUCUCUUUGCCACUUGUCAGUAAAAAACAGGACAAAAGUAUUUAUGUGUAUAACAAAAAUGUGUGAAGUAAAAUUCAUUGUAUUAAUUUGUCAAAUAGAAAUACGGAGUGGAGUUUUACAACUGGGCAAUUUUCUAAUCAUAGACAAAAUAGGAUUUGCUGUCUUAUCAAAUACUGUAGCUACAUCAGCCAGUCUUGGGCAGACUGAUAUAUUUUUGCCCUUUGAAUUUAAAGGUGCGGUCAUUCUGGAGAAAGAUAGUCGAUGGUUGAGUCUCAUGUCUAAGUCGUCCAGUAUGAACACUUUAGUUUAUGGUCUCAACAACAACAAUCAACUAUCUUUCUCUAGAAUGACUGACCCUGCCUUUAAGAGAUACUGUAUGUUUUUCAGUGAUAUGGUUUGGCUCAUGGUAUUACAUCAGGGAUACUCAACUUGCUUUGCCCAGGGGUAAUUUUUGCUAAAUGACAGGGGGCCAGUGGCUUAAUUAACAACAAUAAACAAGCUCUGAUUAUAUUUAUCAGGUAAAAUGAACAAGCAUUAUGAUUGUUGUGGCAGAAUAAGACAACUCUUUUCUUGUAGUUCUACCAGGUGGUAACGCUGCACUGAAGGUAGUAUGUUUUGACUCGUGCUGCCGCCUGACGUGAGCAACCUUGCAUUUGCCUUUACCGAGGGAUUAGGAUUGGUAUUAGGUGGAAAAAUAAGAGCCUUCUGUACAUUUUUUCAUUGAAUUGCCUGUUUUCAUUAUCAACCUUUCGGUGUUUGCUGUCCUCACUCAUCUUUGCCAACAGGCCAAUUCAGUUGUAGCAGCCCUGUGAAGUUCAGAAACCAAGUGACACAGCUUCCGAACACUGCACACAUCGCUAAUAUCGGUACGCAACCUCCCUAGUAACAGCCAAGGGACAAUACUGAACAUUUUUUAUUUUCAUUGUGAAUUAGAAAAUGUUCGGCUGGCCACCCAGCACCCUAUCUGGCCUGCGGGCCUUAAGUUGAGUAUCACUGUUCUACAUCAAACAUACUUUAAUGUCUCCACACCUGACAUAUUAUGUAAGUUGGAAAGAUGUAUUGUACUGCAAUAGAAUAACAUAACCUUUACAGAAGCUGGAUUUAAUGAAAAUUAUACAGUUUGUGUGCUUAUAUCAUUCUGAUCUGAAACAUAAACUCUGAAAUGUAUCGCAUUUGUUGUUUGCAUAUGACGUUUGCCUGGCUUUAUACCUGCAAAAGCUAUUCCCUCCAGUUUACUAUUUGAUUUCAAACUUGAGACCAGGCUAGCUGAACAUUAUACAAACAGCUCAAAGUGCAUCUCAAAGUACCAAGUUAAGUGUCUGUAUGUCUCAUUACGGCCUGGUGGUGAUGCCCAGUAGCUUUCCUACUCCAAGUGCACUUUUCUGGGCAGUAUAGUGAAUCAUUCAAAACCACUGGCCAGCACUUUUAUAUCAGACUGCAGCUUUACUAACAUUUGCAAAAAAUAAAGUGUCUGCUAAAGCAUCAUCAACUUAUUUUAGCACAUUCAAUUAAUAUUCUUUCAAAUUUAGUACAUUUGCUUUAUACAUUAUUCUAUCUGUAAGCCCUCUGUAUCCAGCUAUUUGAAUGAUUUGCUUUUGCAAAAUGUUGCUUUGUACUAUUUUCAAUGUCAUACGCCUGAUUUUGUGGAAAAAUAACUAAGUUUGACCAAUUGAACUGCUCACAUCGGACUUCAGGGAGCUUUUCAGCUUUAGCGCUCUUCUCAGUAAUAAAAAAUACAAAACUGAAAAGAACCUUUUUGUCAAAUUUGUUGAUGUCUUUCUAUUGUUUGUAUGUACAUCCCAUUGCUGUAAUGUAAGUAAACUGUUCUCAACUAUCA
Dicentrarchus labrax (European seabass) is the source of this 4386-nucleotide messenger RNA. It is a transcript of the gene fbxo31, whose product is annotated as F-box protein 31. Gene Ontology annotation, molecular function: protein binding. The record is from RefSeq and is a predicted model, not a curated record. Lineage: Eukaryota; Metazoa; Chordata; Actinopteri; Moronidae. The transcript has 10 exons. Bases 110 to 1912 code for a protein of 600 amino acids.